This is a messenger RNA of Symbiodinium natans, 1521 nucleotides long. NCBI's taxonomy places the organism in Eukaryota, Dinophyceae, Suessiales, Symbiodiniaceae. The record is from the annotation of a GenBank genome assembly.
AUGGAUGGGCAAUAUCCAGAAUGGUCUUGCAAACUUCGUUUGCGCUCCAAGUGCUUUCAGUACAAGUAUGCCCGCUGGGAUCGAGUCCGGCGCGAGUGGGUGCUUGAAAGCAUCCCGAAGCGAAUGUUCCUGCAUGAGGAGCGGUCGAAGGCCCGUGUCCGUGAUGACGGGGAAUUUGACAAGCCUGCUGAUGAAGGGGCCUUUUGGUCGAUGCUGUGGCAUGGCUCGGCCCGGAAAGAAUGGGUGUACGACCAACUCCAGACCAUUGAUGGCAAGUUCGAAGAAAUCACCAAUGUUCUCGAGCGGCAGUUCAAGUGUGUUCAGCAGGAGUGUCAAUCUCAGUUGCAAUCUCUGGCUCGAGACUUCGCGACGUUGCGAUUCGAUGUGAACGACCUGCUGACAGAGGGGCAGAUGCCGGGCAGAGUUGACGCCAAAGGAGAGGCUUCACGACCAGAAGACACCCAUCGCUUGCAGAAGGAGGUCGCAUCUAUGAAGCAGGGACAGUGCACUCUCUUCGAGCAGCUCUCGCACAUGGAGGCCGAUGUUUCAAAGACGAAGGCCCUCAUCACAAACCUUGUGCAGAGUUGUCGGCUUGAAGAUGAAGUGCGUGAGCUAAGCUUGCAGCUCCAGAAAGUGCAAGCUGAGACAAAGGCAACGCAAGAGGACAUGAGGACACUACAUGAGGCCCUUCAGUCGAUGCAAUCCCUUCAGGCUUCGCUGUUGGAACAAGAUGCUGAGAGAUGCCAACACUUGGACCACUGGAGUGUUGAGCAGACGAGCCUGAGGAGCAAACUCACCGAGCUCCAGGCAUUGGCUGAGCCGACAGCGCACAAAGCACUCGUCGAACAGGUGCACGAACUUGCAGAUCGAGUGAAGCAAGUUGAAGUCAGUCGGGCCAUGACUGACCGGGACAUCCACAGCUUGCGCUUGGAUGUGAACGGUUUGCUUGUGCCAGAGGGGCCUUCCCCUGAGUUUGCUGGGCUGCAAACGGUUGCCAAGACAGUGGCGUCGCCUGAUGCUAACCCCCCUGAGUGCCGCCGCAGUUGUCCACAAGAGGUAUCCACCCUUCGCCAGCCUGACGCGUGCAAGGAAGACUUGGGAAGCAGGCACGGGCUGGCGAAAGAAGACCUGCCGGCUGAUGACGGAGCGAGGGCGGCAAGAAGCCAAGAUACGCCGACGCCCCAUCGACCAGGAGGCGGUGGCGUUCGAUGCGACAAUGCUUUGGCCAGGUCAACGACGCUGCGCAUGCAAAGCUCUUCGAUUGAAGCCCACACGCCAUUCUUUGAAGUUCCCGAUCACCCCUCGGAUGAAAGCUCCAGGGGGAUCACCGCGCAGUUGGAGAAAGAGAUCUUGCAAUCCCUCAACGACUCCAUGGAGGAGAAGCGCAAGAUUCUGAAGCGACUGUCCUUGAGGGCACAUCCGGACAAGGGCGGCACGCACGCAGCCCAGCUUUGGCUGAGAGAAUGGCAGAAAGUACACGGGGAGUGGUUCCUCGGCCCUGGCCACGAUUUAGAAGGCUAG